CAGCUGUUCUUUCCAUGAUCCCUCGAAUUUCGGGAACGAGUACCCUGGAUCGGAGUUCAAUGCAUUUAAAUCCUUUUUGGAAAUGGUGAAUAACCUGCAUCUCGUGGUCUCAGGGAUCCCCCAAAACCAGCUUCGGACCCUCAAGUGGGAUUUAGGGACGUGUCUCCCCGGCCAACUCGCUCACAGGAUCAAUUCCAUUUUUAAGCACCAGAAUCAAAUUACCUCAAUCUCUCUUAUCACAGAUAGCGACUGCAAGGUGAACAAACACAGGUCGUGCAGUAUAAAUCUCGUUCAGCUUUCGAAGCUCCGAUCUCUAUCCUGGAAAGGACUAAAACGAUAUGAUGAUUUCGAAUCAGUUCGAGGGUUUAUCGCAGCUCACGGCGCUCGGUUGAGGACGUUACAUCUCGAUCUUAUCGGCUGGGACAGUGCUAGACUGGCCUGGACUCGAGGCUUUCGGCAAAAGUCUCCCCCAGAUACGGGGUUGCCAGAGAACUUCUUUGCGCAAUGUGUGUUGGGUCUUCGGCAUGAAGAGCUACGUACCCCUCUACCAGCUCUUCAGCGAUUAUGUCUCUCCCAAGUAUCCUUCAGCCCCAUGGAGAUAGAAUUGGUCGAUGCUUUAAACGUGGGGAAACUCCAGGCCUUGCAACUUACCAACUGCCCCGGAACAUUUCGCUUUCUUCGGCAGAUUGUCCGUGCAGGCGUGCCUCUAAAGCUGAAACUGCUCGAAUUGACAUUCAACCCGGAAAAGCUAAAUCAGAUCACCGACGAGACACAGGACAACAUCGCCGGAACGGUGAAAACCUUCCUUGAAGCUUUCUCCGGUUUAACAGACCUCUAUCUAAUGCUCCCAUCAAUCGUGUGGGACUCCAUCCGUGGGAGUAUAACGCAUCACAGCGCCACACUCAGGCGUCUUAUCACGCACAGUCUCGAGAGAACCGAAUAUGGAGGUUACGAAGACGGAGAACUGUUUUCGUCGACCUAUGAUCAUCCCAGUCCGGCUCAAACCCCAGGUUUGGAAUUCUUCGGAGCCUCGAUAUCGCUCGAGCAUUUAGCCGGUUACGUGGGAUUUGACAGUGUCAGACAAAGUCCAAAUCUGAAGAUAAUUCACCUCAGAGCAAGCGGUCCCAUGAUAAGCGAACAAGGAACCUCCCAGCCACCUUCAUCUGCAGAUGGCGGUUUGUAUAAAGUGGCCCAAUGGGCUUUCGGGCCGGAAGGGCUUUUGGGUCUGAAGGUUUUGGCCUAUGGUGACUUCUCUUACGACGGAUAUUAUAACAGAUAUAAUAUUCUUCUGUGUAGAGAUGGCGAUAGUUAUACGGAAUUAACUGUCUCUAAUGUGAGGUAUUGGGAUCUGGUCCGGGAGAAAAUGGACGUGUUGGGUGCUUGCGCUUUUGAUGAGUUGAUUAUUGGGAGGGGAUUACCUUGAGGAUUGUU
Molecule: messenger RNA, 1431 nt
Organism: Aspergillus sclerotioniger CBS 115572
Lineage: Eukaryota; Fungi; Ascomycota; Eurotiomycetes; Eurotiales; Aspergillaceae
Exons: 4
Coding region: 83-1423 (446 amino acids)
Source: RefSeq, a predicted model, not a curated record